Molecule: messenger RNA, 465 nt
Organism: Meloidogyne enterolobii
Lineage: Eukaryota; Metazoa; Nematoda; Chromadorea; Rhabditida; Meloidogynidae
Source: the annotation of a GenBank genome assembly
UUUUCCCCCAAAUUUAAGUUACUCGAAAAACAAACUUCUUCAAACAACACCACCUUUCUCCUUCCAAAAAUGGAUUCUCCACCUUUGGAAACCAAAAACAAUUUGGUACAAGAUCCAUUUGACAAAAAAGAAGAGGAAGAAAAUAUUCCCGCUAUUCCAGCACAAAUUAAAAAACCUCCAAACAUUAACAAUUUGGAAGAAAAUCAAUUAAAAUUGAAUAAUAAAAAAUUUUCUCUUUCGCGUAUAACAAAAAAAGAGCAGCCUAAUGGAGGGGAAAAACAUUUUGAAGAAGAUUAUAAUAUUUUUAGAAGAAAAAAUAAACUUCGAGAAGAUUUGGUUUUUAAACGAGGGGAGGAAGGAGAAGGAAAUGAAGGAGAAGAAAAUAAACAAAAAUUAUCUCCUGAAGAAAUUAAAAAUGUAAAGGAAGAAGAAAAAGAGGAGGAAGAAUAUGUUGGAAAGGAAUAA